ACGACUCAUACUGUACUCAUACAAAGAUAAAAGAAGAACAGGAAGAGCCUAGGUGGAUAUAAUCAGCCAAAAUGAUCGGAGAUCUUUUAAUUUUUGGCACUCUGCUCAUGAACGCCGGCGCUGUGCUCAACUUUAAAUUAAAGAAGAGAGAAACGCAGUCUCAAGUGUUUGGCGAUGAAUCCGGAUCGUCCAGCACUGGUGACAACAUCAGAGAGUUUUUGCUGAGCCUGCGAUACUUUCGCAUAUUCAUUGCUCUUUGGAACAUUUUUAUCAUGUUUUGCAUGAUCUUGUUAUUUGGAUCAUAAUACAUGGCUGUUACAAUAAGGAUACAAAAAAGAAACAAUUGCUGCAGCAUUGGGUGGAUUUCUUGCAACGGGUUUUUAGUGGGAUGUCUUGAAAUCUUGUACAGUCUUAUCCAACGUCUUAAGACGUCUGUAUAUUUUGUACAAAAGUAUGAUUAAUAUUACUUUUUCUUUCUGUGAAUCAAAUGGGGACAGAACACAGGGGAACUACAUUUUUUUUUUUUUUAAUAUUGCAUUUAAAGCAGAGCUGUGCAAUCAGAGAGGAGCUUGAAUGGUCUUCUCUCAGUACCCUAUACAAGUACUGUUAGUUACUUCAGUUUAAGUGGCUGUAUUAUCUAAUGUAAAACCUUUGUAAAUGAGAAGUAACCUUUGUGAACAAUAAAAGAAUAAACAGU
Labeo rohita (rohu) is the source of this 697-nucleotide messenger RNA. It is a transcript of the gene smim7, whose product is annotated as small integral membrane protein 7. The record is from RefSeq and is a predicted model, not a curated record. Bases 72 to 305 code for a protein of 77 amino acids. The transcript is spliced from 5 exons. NCBI's taxonomy places the organism in Eukaryota, Metazoa, Chordata, Actinopteri, Cypriniformes, Cyprinidae.